This is a messenger RNA of Linum trigynum, 300 nucleotides long. Lineage: Eukaryota; Viridiplantae; Streptophyta; Magnoliopsida; Malpighiales; Linaceae. The record is from the annotation of a GenBank genome assembly.
AUGGGCGACGACGGGACGAGCGCGCAAUGGCGGGCGACGGGACGAGCGGCGACUUGGUGGGCGGCGACGGGACUGGCGGGCGGCGGCGACUGGCGGGCGAGAUUGGCGACGGCGACAGGUGAGAGCACCGGCGACUGGAGGAGUUCGGCAGAGCACCGGCGGCGGGAUUUCUUCUCGUCUGCGCGUCGGUGGACCAGGAGGCAAAGCAGCGGCGGCGGGACAGCAGAGGGACAGAGGGGGAGAGCACCGGCGGCGGGAGGAGUUCGCCGGCGGAAAGGGUGGAGAGGGUGGAAGGUUUAG